Molecule: messenger RNA, 2063 nt
Organism: Chironomus riparius
Lineage: Eukaryota; Metazoa; Arthropoda; Insecta; Diptera; Chironomidae
Source: the annotation of a GenBank genome assembly
GUGCACAAGAACAGAAUGGAUUUAAAAAGUUUUACAUUGAGAGCUCUUCUCGUUUCAUCAAUCUUAUCAAUCAUCCUUGCAUCUCCAACUACUAUAACAGCACCGCCUAUUACGAAAAAUACUGUGACAGAUGAGAAGGAUGAUCUUAAACAAUUCCUAGGACAUUGCCUGCACAAAGGCAACGUUUCAAAGUGUCUAAAAAAUCGUAUUGUCGAAUUGAUUGAUGAAGCUAUCACGAACAAUGAUGAAUGGAGUGCAAAUUUCUUUAGUAUGAAAAUAUCUUUAAAUAAAAAUCCAGAAUUUAAAGAAUUAGAACCAUCAGCGGAUCAGAGUCGUACGUUUGAGGAUGUGAUAAGUCAAAAGUUGAAAAGUUUAAUGGAAUCACGCGUUGUGCAAGUAAGAUUAUCAGAUGAGGAUGCAAACAAUGAUGCUGGCAAGAAUUCUAAUGAACCGAAUCAGCCAGAAGCAAGAAAGAAGAAGGACGGGAAGCAUGGAAAUCAUAUGAUGAUGAUGAGUGGAAUGGCUGUUAUGGCAAUGAUGAUACAACUAUUUUUAUCUAAAGUAGCAUUCCUGUCUGGUGCCGCUCUUUUAAUUGCCAAGAUUGCAUUGCUUUUUUCAACACUGAGUGGCCUAAAAAAGUCUGGCGGUAGUGGAGGAGCUGAGCAUGUAGUUUAUUCAGCUGAUAUUGCAAAACAAGGAUGGCAACGCAGUAUUCAAAGUAUAACACCAACAAUCCCGCAAGCCCAAAUGCCUCACACAGAUGAAGAGCUAGCAUAUCGAGGUCACCCAGCAAUGACAAGCUACGAUGGUGUGUAAAAUGAUAACGCUAUUAGAGGAGCUGAAAAGAAGGUGACUCAGCAUUAAUAAACGCUCAACAACAAUUUUGUUUUUUUUUUCUUUUUUAAUUUUCUUCAUUUUUAAUUUAUCGUAUCGAUUUUAGUAUUUUUAAUAAUUUAUUUUAUUUUUAUAUUAUAAUAAAUAGGUAGUAGAGCAAUCAUUAAUUUUGACACGAAUCUUCAAUAUGGAGCAUUCGAUAGACAAACUAGAUAUUUAGAGCAAUUUUUUUUUCUAGCAAAUAAAUAAAUAAAUAUUUUUUUUAAUCUUUGAAUCAAAGUUGUCAUCAUGUUGAGAAUGAAUUCAUUGCCUAAAUAGUUUUUUUAGUGUGUAUGUCCACGGUAAGCUCUGUCUUGCAUAAGCAUAUCGACAUCAUCACCUAAGCUUCUGUGAUAUUGGUUCUCAUGUCCAUCAUAAUCUCCUCCUCCAUGUGAUGAGGAAUAUGUGUGACUGUUUUGGACAUGUGGAUGCUUAACAAUCUCGUAUGUUGUCUUCUCAUGUCCUUCUGGUGUAACCAAUUUCUUCAAUCCAAUAAUGGCACUGAUGACAAGUGCAAUUUUACCAAUAAUUAAGGCUUUUCCAGCAACGAUGGCAAUUGAGUGAUAAACCAUGGUUAAAAUACCUCCUUUAAUGGCCAUAGCUGCAAUAAAUGGUCCCAAAUAUUUCUUCAUCUUCUUACGUCCUUCUUCAACUAAUCUUGGUGUUUCACUUGAUGCAAGAAGACGUGGAACAUUAACAGCAACUUGAUGUGUAUCCAUAAAUUUAUUAAUUCCUUUUACAAGCAUGGCAUCAAUUUUUUCCGAUGGCAAAUUCAUUGUUUCUUCACUGUCAAAUUCGACCAAUCCACUAGAACGUCCUGCAUUUUCAGUAUCAACAUCAUCACCGUCUUUUCUCACAAUUGAUAAUCCAUCAGUAAUUUUAAUGUUUGGCAACUUAAGGGCACGUUCGGUGAGUUUUAAUGCUUGGACUUUCAUGCACUUUAAAAGUUCAUCACUGUUUUCACAUACAUUAUAAAUUUUUUUCACUGCACGUAAUGCACUGUCAGCAGGUGAUGAUGAGACAUGAGCGACAAAUGUUAUGAGAAGAAUACUUGAGAUAACUUUGAAUGAUGCCAUAACUUUAAAAAUUUUAUUUAAUAAUUAUUUCUAAUAUUUAUUAAUACACAAUGCACUGACUGAUGAUGAUUGAUGCAAUAUGCAAUAAGCUUUAAAUACAACUGGUGCAAAAAC